This is a messenger RNA of Lactuca virosa, 1094 nucleotides long. Lineage: Eukaryota; Viridiplantae; Streptophyta; Magnoliopsida; Asterales; Asteraceae. The record is from the annotation of a GenBank genome assembly.
ACUCAAUCAAACCCUACCAUACCAAGAAACACACACGAACACUCUCAUGGCCAAAGCACUAGCUACUCCUUUUCUCUCUCUGUUCAUUCUCUCUCUCUUACACUCUUCACAUUCCUCCACGAACUCAUUCAUCUAUGGAGGUUGUUCACAGAUCAAAUACUCACCUGGCUCACCAUACGAGUCCAACCUCAACUCACUCCUCACUUCCCUAGUCAACUCAGCCACCUACUCGUCUUACAACAAAUACAGCAUCUCCGGCUCCACCCAACAAGAAGUAAUCAACGGUGUCUACCAAUGUAGAGGCGACUUAGCCAUGCCGGACUGCGCCACCUGUGUUGCGCGUGCAGUGACCCAACUCGGUCCACUCUGCUCUCAAGCUUGCGGUGGUGCUCUGCAGCUAGAAGGGUGUUUCGUCAAGUAUGACAACACUAGUUUCAUUGGUGUGGAGGAUAAGACGGUGGUGAUGAAGAAAUGUGCGCCGUCGGUUGGGUAUGAUCCGGAGGUGAUGGGGCGGAGGGAUGCAGUGUUGGCGAGCUUGGGUUCUUCCAGUGGGUUGUAUAGGGUUGGUGGUUCCGCUGAUGUGGAAGGGGUGGCUCAGUGUGUCGGGGAUUUGAGUAAUGGCAAGUGUGAAGAUUGUGUGACGGAGGCGAUUGGACGGUUGAAAAGUGAUUGCGGCGGUGCGGUGUUUGGAGAUAUGUUUUUGGCCAAGUGUUAUGCAAGGUAUUCAACGAGUGGAGCUCAUGCUUAUGCCAGUUCUCAUCACCAUGAUGGGCAUGAUGAAGCCGAGAAGACAUUUGCAAUAAUAAUUGGAUUAUUAGCUGGUGUUGCACUCAUUAUCAUAUUCUUAACUUUCAUGAGAAAAGCUUUCGGCCGAAACGGUAAAUAAAUGAAAACUUUAUCAAAAGUUAAAAGGGUUGCAUGGACGGCUUCCACCACCUCAUCACUUUUCUUGUCUCAUUGCUUUUCCUUUUUUCCUUUAUGAUGUCAACUUACAUUCUUAUUUUUAUUUACUUUAAUUCUAUGGUAAUUAUUACUUUGUAAUUGAAUUUAAUGAAUACAUUAUCAUGAAUCAGGUUGAAUUUGUUUAAGCAUGA